AUGCACAUUAUAUGCAUAUUAAAUGUGUCUAUCAAAUAUUUCAGAAGACUUCUGGAAAAUGUUGCAAAGGUAAAAAGUACACCCAACAAAGGUGAGAACAGACAGGCAGCUAAAAGAAAACUCUAUUCAUCAGGCAGUACCAGUGAAGAUGAAGACAAGAAAAAUGCCACGUUGAAAAAGCGCAAAAAUUCUCCUUCCAACGACCUAUCUCCUCUGAGGGUGCUGUCAAAGCCACGGACUCCCCAAUCUGCCCAGAGAGUGAACAGCGUGCCACUGUCCGAGAGACAACAGAUGGCUCUCUUGAUGAGGCAGAUGACUGAUGAAUCACAUCUGCAGGCAAAUGGUUAG
Helobdella robusta is the source of this 348-nucleotide messenger RNA. RefSeq lists its product as hypothetical. The transcript is spliced from 3 exons. The coding region runs from base 1 to 348 and encodes 115 amino acids. The record is from RefSeq and is a predicted model, not a curated record. NCBI's taxonomy places the organism in Eukaryota, Metazoa, Annelida, Clitellata, Rhynchobdellida, Glossiphoniidae.